AUGACUUUUGUCACUCGCAUCGGCACCUUCAUCAAUGCAUCUGCCAGCGGUCUUGCCAGCACCAUGUCGGCUCGGACGGGUCUCCGGUCCUUUCUCUCGCUCGCUAUCUUCUUCGUGAUCUUUGUUGUUGCCUACGCCGAGUUGGACUCGGCCGAAGGCGACCGCCUGGGCUGGGAAUUUUGGAAGCUCAAGGACGACGAGCUGCGCGAGCAGGAGAACGAUCAACAUUCUUUCGCCGAUAUCAAAGUAGGCUACAAAUCCCCUCAACAGCGAUACCUCGAAGAAGCCAAAAAGGUCUCUAGCCAGUUCAAAGACGUCAAGUCUACCUUCCCAACUCUCAAACUCGCCGACAACUACACCAGUCCGUACCUGUUCGAAGACCCUCGCACCUCGAUCCAGCAGAGCGAAAUCGCAAAGUCAAGCAAAAUCUACCGUCCUUACCCUAGAUACAACUCGGAUGAAUGGAAGCGCACCCACCGCGGCGCAUUCGUGCCUUGUGUCGGGCCUCGCGGCAAGAAACUAGAUCAGAGUCUGGAUGACAGCGUCAGCGUCUACCUCGGCGCGCCUGCAGGCUUCCCCGCCCCCAGUUUCGGCUCCUACGAGGCCGUCGGCCUUGACGGCCAGCUGUCCUACGAUCGAUACGGGAGAUACUCAGCCUAUGGCUUCGGAGAGGACGACCCUAACCAGGACUGGAUUCGCCCGGCCAAAGUGGACUGGAAUAAGGUGAACUGGGGUCAGCUGCAGCAAGAAUGCGUCCACGCAAAUGCCGGCCGUUUCAACACGACAGCUCCCAACGAAGGCAGCGGUCUCGCAGCUUGGUUUCAGCACAAAGCCAAACCUUCCAACCUUUUGAACCAGGACAUUAGACCCGAGACGCGCACCGCAAUCCUCAUUCGAAGCUACACCGACAAAGUGUACUCGGAAAACGAUAAGCAGGUCAUUCGCUCCAUGGUGCAGGAGCUGUCGCUGCAAUCUGGUGGCGAGUACGAAGUCUUUUUGCUCGUCCACGUCAAAGAUGACAACGUCCCUAUCUACCAAAAGGAGGUCUAUGAAAAGGUCCUUAACGACAACAUCCCCCAAGAAUUCUGGAACAUGACAAUCCUAUGGAGCAUGCCUAUGGUCUCGGAGCGAUACAAUAAGCUCGACCCAAAGGUGAUGAACGUCCAUCAAUCGCAGUGGCUUCCUAUCCAGCAUUUUGUUUUGGAAUACCCCGAAUUCGACUUUGUCUGGAACUGGGAAAUUGACACCCGCUACAUCGGCCAUCACUAUGAGUUUGCCGAAGCGAUUGCCUCGUUUGGCCGCAAGCAGCCUCGCCGCGGCAUCUGGGAGCGCGCUGAGCGUUUUUAUAUUCCAGAACUCCACGGCGAUUUCGACAACGGUUUCAGGAACCAUGUUGCCAAGAACGGGGGACCAGGCAUCUGGGGACAUUUAGGAUACGAAGCAGACGAAGACAAGCUACCCAAGCCCAAGGGUCCAGUCCCGCCUGUCCCACGACCUGAGAUGGACGAUUAUAAAUGGGGUGUUGGCGAAGAGGCCGACUGGGUCGGCUUUCUCCCUGUUUUUAACCCACAAAACACCGACUGGAUUUUGCGAGAUGAUGUGUUUGGAUACCUCGGAAAGGAAACGCCGCGACGGUCUACCAUUAUCACGCACUCUCGCAUUUCGCGACGCGUCAUUCUGACCAUGGACGACGAGAAUCUCAACGGUCGCCACAUUGGCUCCGAAAUGGCGCCCCAGACCAUCGCGCUCUUGCACGGGUACAAAGUCACCUAUGCGCCGCACCCGAUUUGGUCGGACAAGCCGCUGAGUGCAACCCGCAUGGAUCGCUGGUUCAACUCUGGAGUGAAUGGAAAGUCUGGUAGCACCAAGGACAGCCCAUUUUCGUGGGGGCGUGAGCAACGCUUUAAAGAUCUGUCCUGGUACUAUCGAUGCAAUCUGCCUGGUCGGUUAUACUGGAAUCUCCUGGGAUGGGAGAAGGAAUCCACAGGAGGAGAAAAGUAUGAGAAACAACAUGGACGAGUCGUCCUACCAGCCAUGUUUUUCCAUCCAAUCAAGGAUGUAACUCCCGACUCCGACAGCACGCACUACGACCUUCCAACUUAA
Talaromyces rugulosus is the source of this 2103-nucleotide messenger RNA. RefSeq lists its product as uncharacterized. The record is from RefSeq and is a predicted model, not a curated record. NCBI's taxonomy places the organism in Eukaryota, Fungi, Ascomycota, Eurotiomycetes, Eurotiales, Trichocomaceae. The coding region runs from base 1 to 2103 and encodes 700 amino acids. The transcript has 6 exons.